Amphimedon queenslandica is the source of this 963-nucleotide messenger RNA. RefSeq names its product probable DNA helicase MCM9. The record is from RefSeq and is a predicted model, not a curated record. The transcript has 9 exons. The coding region runs from base 151 to 801 and encodes 216 amino acids. Lineage: Eukaryota; Metazoa; Porifera; Demospongiae; Haplosclerida; Niphatidae. Gene Ontology annotation, cellular component: nucleus; MCM complex. Gene Ontology annotation, biological process: double-strand break repair via homologous recombination. Gene Ontology annotation, molecular function: ATP binding; single-stranded DNA binding; single-stranded DNA helicase activity.
UUUCUCUUUGUGAAAAUAAGAAAUGAUGUCACAUCAUCUCAUCAGUGGUAGGUACUUUGUGUCCAAAGAUAGCCCCUCCCCUUUUUGACAUUUGGACUACACUGUAGAUCUACUGACUAUACUGUCAAAUUAUAUAAUGAUGUAAUCUUGAUGAUGAUUGAUUGUAAUACCAUCAUGUCCGUCUCAUGGUCUGUUGAUUGUUGUAUUUCUUACAAGUUUUCUCCAGUUGAAGAGGAGUCUUCAAGCUACCAUGACUAUCAAGAGAUAAGAAUGCAGGAACAUGUACAAAAGCUUGGGAUAGGAUAUAUUCCAAGGUCUGUCUGGGUUGUGUUAGAGAGGGAUCUUGUGGAUUCUUUUAAAGCUGGAGAUGAUGUUCUUGUUACUGGUAUUGUCAGACAGCAGUGGAAAUCUCUCAACUCUGGUAGUACGUGUUUGUUGGAAGUGGUUAUACAUGCAAAUCACAUUGUACUGAAGACAUCUAGUCAGGAGAAGAAUGACAUCACUGAUGAAAUGAAGUCAUUUUUUGAUGCCUUUUGGUGUAGUUAUAAGGACAAUCCAUUGGAAGGUCGUAAUGUAAUUAUUGCUAGUUUCUGUCCUCAAGUAUUUGGACUAUAUGUAGUUAAGCUUUGUAUAUGCUUAGCUCUCGUUGGAGGGGUCCAGUAUGUUGAUGAGUCUGGCACUCUUGUUAGAGGUGACUGUCACUUACUGCUAGUGGGAGAUCCAGGUUAUGGUAUACUGUUACUGUUCUUAUGGGGUACCUAUUGUAUGCUCCUUUUCAUCAAAGAGGAAGAAUUACUCUAACAACUAGAUCAGUAGCGUUGCUAAGGAAAAUGACUGUUGCUAUGACAACUGUACAUCUAUGAAGAGAUAUUUGAGAAUAUUUUACAUUUUUAUCUUUUAUUUUGUCCUUUAUUGUAAUUCAAAAAGCAAUUGCUUUGAUAAAAUCAACAAUAAGCAAAACAA